AUGGGUUUCCCCAAAUUUGGCCGGCUUGGCGGGGGCGUGUUAGGAGAGAUGCAGCAGAAUCGACAGGACUCGGCUUCACGGUCUCCCAAGAAACUCCCAGAAGAUCGAGCGGGGAGAACCAACACCGAGAACCAACGCUCACCACAGAAAAGCGGCUUCGCUACCGUUUCUCUAAAGUCGCUGGGAAGCAAGGACACUACGAAGUUGGCCAAGACGAAGGAGCCCAAGGAAGACUCUCCAACCAAGCCCAAGAAGACCAAAUCAACGACGAACCUGGUCGGCUUCCUCUCGCGACCGAAAUCGUCGAAGGACUUGAAUAAACUUGUCGAGGAAGAGACGAGACAAACAAAGGACAAGGAGAAUAGGACGCCUCCUAGCUCGCUGAGCGACCCGUCCCCGCCGCCUCCAAUCUACGCUCAAUUCUGCAGCCAGGGACUUGGGAGCAGUUCAAAUUUAUCGUCACCUUUUGAUACUGGCAGUGACCCGUUCUUGCGAAUGAAUUCAUACACUGGUCGAAACGACCAACCGAGCCCUAGCGAAGGGGUCGUGAAGAAACAGAGACCAAUGUCUUUCCAACCGCAGUCUACUCCGAGGCCCGAUGCCGAUAGAAGGGAGGAGAGAGGCAGGUCAAGGACUAAGGAUGCCAGCACAAGCCAGAAAUCAUCAACAUGGCGCAAGGCGCGGUCCGCGUCCCGCCCUAGAAUUUUCGGUGCUUUCGCAGGCUCUGGCCAGAAGACGAAGCCAUCGGCUCAAGAGCCAACCGAACCAUUAAUAGACCCUAAAGACAUUGAUAAGCAUCUCGAGGCAAUGUUAGAUCGUCGCAACAUUCCAGAAAAUCAGCGGUACAAGAUGCGCAAUCUAAACUGUACAAUCAAGAUGGAGUUUAUCCGUCAGGACUGGGCGGAGGCAGAAGCGAAGAAGCUGGAGCGUCCGCGCACCAAUGAUAGUGAUACGUCAAUGGAAGGCGCUGGUGGCGACUCUGGGCAUCAGGAUGACAAAAAGAAGACCAGCCGAGGCAGAAGCCUGACUUUGUCCAAGUCUCGACCUAAGCCAUCAGUGUCCCCUACCAAAAAGGGGAAGAAGGAAGGGACUCUAGGUCGGCACUUCAGGAGUAAGUCUACAGACAGUGUCGCUAGUGACAGACCGGAGUCAGCCGGUUCAUCUUCUAGCAAUGGUUUACUUGCGAAGGUUACUGGGGCACACAACCCGGGCGACUUUGUUGCUUACCUCCGCAAAGUUCAGAAGCCGGAGCUUGUCGAAGUUGGAAAGCUCCACAAGCUUCGGCUGCUACUGCGGAAUGAGAGGGUGGCAUGGGCGGAAGACUUUAUUCGCCAGGGCGGCAUGAAGGAGAUUGUUGGAUUACUGCACCGCAUCAUGGAGGUCGAAUGGAGAGAGGAGCAUGAAGAUGCCCUCCUUCACGAGAACCUUCUUUGCCUGAAGGCGUUAUGCACGACGGCGUUGGCAUUGCAGUACCUACACUCCAUCCAGCCAUCCCUCUUCCCAGCCCUGAUCCAUAUGAUCUUCGAUCCGGAGAAGAAAGGUCCCAGUGACUUUACGACUCGCAACAUCAUCACAUCUGUACUACUUACCUACAUUGAGAGCUCCACUCCACAAGAGCGCAUGUCGCGGGCCCAGACGGUUCUCUCCUAUCUCCGUGACCCCGAAGCCAAGGAGGAAGAACGCCCAGUGAGCUUCGUCCUGGAGAUGAGGCGGGAGCGGCCUUACCGAGUGUGGUGUAAGGAGGUGGUCAGUGUCACCAAGGAGGUCUUUUGGAUCUUCCUGCACAACCUGAACGUCGUGUCCUUGCCAGCUGGCGACAAGCCUUCCAAGGGAGGUCAGACGCCAACAGGCAGCAGCGAUUCGUCCGCAUCGUCGACGUCCCAGGCGCUAGCCACGGGCCACCACGAGGACGUAGCGUCGAAUGAACCUUAUGCUUACAUGGCCCGCCACUUCCCACAGGAGCGACCACCAGUGCCAGCCGCUCCCUACGUCGGCGGAGUCGAGUGGGACGCAACAAACUACCUGGCCUCUCACCUGGACCUGAUGAACGCCAUCAUUGCUUGCACCCCCACGGCCGCCGAGCGCAACAGACUCAGAGAGCACCUGCGCAUCUCCGGGCUCGAGCGCUGCCUGGGCGGCAGCCUACGGUUGUGCAAGGAGAAGUUCUAUCCGGGCGUCCACGACGGCCUCAGGACGUGGGUGGCUGCCGCGGCUGAGGACGGCUGGGACGUCAAGGACGUGCGCUUUGGGCCGCCCCCGGAGACGCGUAGUUCGCCGAGGAAAGCCGGCGGCGGCGGCGCCGCGGGCAAGAAGAAGGCUGAAGAGGCGCCGCCCAAGCUCGACAUGCCCAAGCUGGACUUUGCACUGGACGGCCCCCUCGCGGGCGGCAAGUCCUCUGCCUAG
Molecule: messenger RNA, 2403 nt
Organism: Phaeoacremonium minimum UCRPA7
Lineage: Eukaryota; Fungi; Ascomycota; Sordariomycetes; Togniniales; Togniniaceae
Product: putative gtpase binding protein rid1 protein
Exons: 2
Coding region: 1-2403 (800 amino acids)
Biological process (GO): actin cytoskeleton organization
Molecular function (GO): small GTPase binding; actin binding
Source: RefSeq, a predicted model, not a curated record